AUGUCAGUCAAGGCAGACGCUACUGAGCAGGUGCGAUUCCUGGUGCACUGCAUCGGAAACGCCCAGAAUGGACGACCUGAUUUCAACGCCGUAGCUACUGAGAUGGGCAUCGUCUCCAAGGCCGCAGCCCAAAAACGCUAUGAGAGACUGCUCAAGCAGUACAACAUCACCCGCAAGCCAAACCAGGCAUCUGCUACCACUAAUGGUGACAGCGAGUCUACUCCCAAGAAGACCAGUCCCAAGAAGCGAGCUGCUCCCGCUGCGGUCAACGGCAGCCCUACCAAGAAGCGCGCCGGCCGCGGUGUCAAGAAGGAGGAGACUGACGAGGACGAGGACAAGCCUCCCAAGACUCGAUCUCCCCGCGCCGCCGCCGCCCAAAAGGCCGAGGCUGCUUCUGGUGACUCCUCCGAGGAGAAGCCCGUCAAGGACGAGCGUGAGGAAUCUCCCCUCUCUGAUCCACCCACUGACAAUGAGUGA
Messenger RNA from Clonostachys solani, 477 nucleotides. NCBI's taxonomy places the organism in Eukaryota, Fungi, Ascomycota, Sordariomycetes, Hypocreales, Bionectriaceae. The record is from the annotation of a GenBank genome assembly.